CACGGCUGUGGGCGGGAGAAAGGAGCCCGCGCCUGGGAACGAGGCUGGUGACGUAGGCCGAGGGGAGUGCCCUGAAACCGAGGAAAGACUGCUGCAGAGGGGAGGUAGUGUCUGUGAAGCAGAAAAUGGCGCCUGCGAGGGAGCAAAGUUUGUGACGCGGCGUGGUUUCUGCCUCUGGUGGAGGCCGUCUUCCGAGGACUGGAGAAGAAAGGGCAGGUUCCUUGUGGAGCGGCACUGGUACAAACUGUGGGAAGUGCACGUGCAGGGAGGAGACCAGGACUCCAGCACCUUCCCUGGCUGUAUCAAUAAUGCUAAGCUCUUUGAAGAUGAGGUAAACAGGCACCUGAAAGAGGGACUGGUGGAAGGUGAGGACUAUGUGCUGCUCCCAGCGGCUGCUUGGCAUUACCUGGUCAGCUGGUAUGGCCUAGAGUAUGGCCAAACUCCCAUUGAACGCAAGGUCGUGGAACUGCAUGGCAUUUAUAAGGUCGAGGUGUACCCAAUAGAACUGCUGCUUGUCCAGCACAGUGAUAUGGACACACCUCACACUGCUCAAUUCAGCCGUACAGAUUCUAUUGACCUAGUUUCACGCACAGCUCAAGAGCAGUUUCUAGUGAGCCCUCAGGAAGAGACACGGCUUUGGGUCAAGAACUCGGAGGGUUCUUUUGAGAGAUUGUGCGACACACGCGUUACAGUUCUUGACGCUGCUCUCAAUUCUGGGCAGCUGGUCAUCAUGGAGACCCGAAGCAAAGAUGGCACUUGGCCCAGCAAACAGCCACGUGCUGUGAGCAGCACAUCGAAGGAGGAUGAGAACUUCCAGGGCCAACCAGGCAUCUGUGGUCUCACCAACCUGGGCAACACGUGCUUCAUGAACUCGGCCCUGCAGUGCCUCAGCAAUGUGCCACAACUCACUGAGUACUUCCUCAAAAACCGCUACCUGGAGGAGCUCAACUUCUGCAACCCUCUGGGCAUGAAGGGUGAGAUCGCAGAGGCCUAUGCGGACCUGGUAAAGCAGGCCUGGUCUGGCCACCACCGCUCCAUUGUGCCCAAUGUGUUCAAGACCAAGGUUGGCCACUUUGCAUCCCAGUUUCUGGGCUACCAGCAGCAUGACUCACAGGAGCUGCUAUCAUUCCUCCUGGAUGGGCUGCAUGAGGACCUCAAUCGUGUCAAGAAGAAGGAAUAUGUGGAGCUGUGCGAUGCCGCUGGGCGGCCUGAUCAUGAGGUUGCUCAGGAGGCCUGGCAGAACCACAAACGGCGGAACGAUUCUGUGAUUGUGGACACUUUCCAUGGCCUUUUCAAGUCCACACUGGUGUGCCCUGAUUGUGGAAAUGUAUCUGUGACCUUCGACCCCUUCUGCUACCUCAGUGUCCCACUACCUGUCAGCCACAAGAGGGUCAUGGAGGUUUUCUUUGUCUCUAUGGACCCUCGCCGCAAGCCAGAGCAGCACCGGCUCGUGGUCCCCAAGAAAGGCAAGAUCUCAGAUUUGUGUGUGGCCCUGGCCAAACACACUGGUGUCUCGCCAGAAAGGAUGAUGGUGGCUGAUGUCUUCAGUCACCGCUUCUAUAAGAUCUAUCAGCUGGAAGAGUCUCUGAGCAGCAUCUUGGACCGAGAUGAUAUUUUCAUAUAUGAGGUGUCAGGCAGGUCUUCUAUCAGCGAGAACACCAGGGAGGAUGUGGUGCUCCCUAUCUACCUGCGGGAACGCACCCCAGCCCGGGACUACAACAACUCCUACUAUGGCCUGAUGCUCUUUGGACACCCACUCCUGGUGUCAGUGCCCCGGGACCGGCUCUCCUGGGAUGCCCUGUACCACAUCCUGCUGUACCGCCUCUCACGCUAUGUGACCAGGCCCAGCUCGGAUGAUGAGGAUGAUGGCGAUGAGAAAGUAGAUAUGGAGGGUAAGAACAGCAUCCCCAAGCCUGGAAACAUGGCUGGGGGCAGCUCCCACAACUCUGGGCCAGAGCAGGCUGGGCCCAGCUCUGGAGUUGCUGGCGGGAGCCGGGCCCCUGUGAACAACUCUCCUGGACCAUCUCACUGGCCCCAGAGAGCACGGCGCAAGCACCUGUUCACCCUGCAGACAGUGAACUCCAACGGGACCAGUGACCGCUCGAACUUUAACGAGGAUACUCAUGGUGUUUCCUUCAGCUCCCAGCCGUACAUUGCCAUUGACUGGGAGCCAGAGAUGAAGAAGCGUUACUAUGACGAGGUAGAGGCUGAGGGCUACGUCAAGCAUGACUGCGUUGGGUACGUGCUGAAGAAGGCUCCAGUGAGGCUGCAGGAGUGCAUUGAGCUCUUCACCACUGUAGAGACCCUGGAGAAGGAAAACCCCUGGUACUGCCCCUCCUGCAAGCAGCACCAGCUGGCCACCAAGAAGCUGGACCUGUGGACACUGCCUGAGACUCUCAUUAUCCACCUGAAACGCUUUUCCUACACCAAGUUCUCCCGAGAGAAGCUGGACACCCUUGUGGAGUUUCCUAUUCGGGACCUGGACUUUUCCGAGUUUGUAAUCAAGCCACAGAAUGAGUCAGCCCCGGAGCUGUACAAAUAUGAUCUCAUCGCGGUGUCCAACCAUUAUGGGGGCCUGCGUGAUGGACACUACACAACAUUUGCCUGCAACAAGGACAGCGGACAGUGGCACUACUUUGAUGACAGCAGCGUCUCGCCUGUAUCUGAGAAUCAGAUUGAGUCCAAGGCAGCCUAUGUCCUCUUCUACCAACGCCAGGAUGUGGCACGUCGUCUGCAAGCCAAGCCCCAGUCUGGCUCAUCUGGUCCCCCAGCACCUCUUACUUGUGAAUCCCUGCCCAAAUCUGAGUCCAUGGAUGUAAACUGAACAGCUCUGGCCCUGCCACAAGAAAGGCAGCUAUUUCUGUUCUCUUCCUUCUUCUCUCUAUUCCUGUCCUCUUAACCUGUGUUAGAUUCCCCCUGUGCCAGGUAUCACAGGCUUAGUUGUGGCUACUGUUCUCUUGUGCUGCCAUAUUGCUCUUUCCUGGGGAAGAAGUUGUGUCUCCUCUCGGCAGUGUGUCCCUGCCUGUGUUUGCCCCGUAGAGCAUUAACCUUCCCUUCUAUCCUCUAUUUAUGGUUGUUCCCUUUCCUCUGUCCUCAGCCUGUGUUGUUCUGAGGGGGUGGUGGUUGGGUACACCUGAACAGAGUGUAUUUUCUUAUUGAGACCCUGUACCUUUCGCUGUGUAUAUAUAAAGUACCAGUGUGUUCCUUGGCA
This is a messenger RNA of Phyllostomus hastatus (greater spear-nosed bat), 3211 nucleotides long. It is a transcript of the gene USP11, whose product is annotated as ubiquitin specific peptidase 11. Gene Ontology annotation, biological process: protein deubiquitination. NCBI's taxonomy places the organism in Eukaryota, Metazoa, Chordata, Mammalia, Chiroptera, Phyllostomidae. The coding region runs from base 530 to 2824 and encodes 764 amino acids. Gene Ontology annotation, molecular function: cysteine-type deubiquitinase activity. The transcript is spliced from 21 exons. The record is from RefSeq and is a predicted model, not a curated record.